AUGUAUUACCAGUACUAUGAUCCUCCGCCACCGGAGCCUUUGAAGUCAGGCGUGUUCACCUACGACAAAGACGGCAUCAAAGCGGGAGGUUUUACCAGAGCCCCUUUUGAGGAGUUGAGGCUGCUCUUCCGCAAAAAUGCGUCUAGUGCUCGUGUCAGAUCUGCGACCAAGCCGUGGGUCACAGCGCAGUUACAUCUUUACGGAAUCCCUUUUCAGGCAACGGCUAGUGCAGCUCAAUUAAAGGGUGCCCUAGAGACUGCGGUGAAGAACAGGCAGUGCUUAAAUCCGACACCAGCAGUGAUGGCCAUCGAAAGGUCCUUGGCUGAACAGUACCGCAACCUGGAAAGAGCUCGUGAGGAGCGCAUCAGCCGUGCACAAGCGGCUAAAUUUGCAACGCUGGAGUCUCCUUCCCUCGAGGCUCGCUUGGAUCCUCACCUGUUCCUUGCCAAGUAUUUCCUCGGGCCGAGCGGGGCCCCAGAUAAAGAGAAGCAAAGAGAGGCGUUGAUACUUGAAGAUGUUGAUGGAUCGGAUUUCUCAAAGGCUGUGCAGACAGUACCCGGUCUCGUCGCGCGUAUCACCAGGCGACUGACUGUAGUUGGAUGGGAAGAUACCUUCGCGCGCGGACUCGACGCUGCCUUUGCAACUUGUUCUGCGCCUGGUGCUCCGUUGCACAUCCCCACAACCGAGGCUAAUUUCGACCUUGAUCGUUUCAUGGCAAAAUAUUUCCUUGACGGCUUGAAUGGUAAGCCCGAUCCGAAGAAGACCACCGAACCAAUCGAGCUCUACUCAUUCUUUAGGCAUCUGCCACGCCUCAUAAGUGUUGUAGAGUCCAUAUCAGGGCUACACCUUAUACAGGUUAGAGGUGCAUGGGACUGUAAGCACACGAUAGUUGGCUGGGACAUCGCCAAAGUCAUGGCUAUCAAGAAAGGACAUGAAGAUGAAAGGGAACGAGAAAAGGCUGAAAAAGAAGCCAAAGAGCGCGCAGAAAGGCAAAAAUGCUGGCACAAAGCAUUACAGCCUCAUCGGGAUUAUAUGAAAAGGUAUCGCCCUCCCGCCGGUCCGCUGACGCUGGACGAUCUCGUGGGAUCGUAUUCCAUUCUCUGUGAAGCAAUAGAUGAUCACCUGGGUAAUUAUCAUUGCGACUUGACGCUCGAGAUCCAGAAGCCAGCAAGCGCAAAUGGAGUAGUGGCCGCCUUCAAUCUUGGUCUCGUUGAAGGAACCAUGCUGCUAGCAUUGUCCGAUGAUGCACUGCACCGUCUCCGUGAAGAGCAGCCUCCUGAGUUGGCCUAUUACGAAGAGGAAGAGGAAGAUGAAUCCGAUGGCUUUGAGUCGAACUCCAAAAAGCGCAAAGCAAGCGGGUCAUCAGGAGGACAAGCCAUCAGACGCCGGCUGGGUGAGCCCCCCAAACCGAAUCGCGUGUACCUCCAGUGGGGGGGCCGAGUUGUCGAAGCAGAAAUUGAGGUCGAUGAGGGCAACGAACACACCGGAUAUCUCGACUUUGACGCUUCAAAGGCAACGGCUCGUGGAGAAUGGGUCUAUCCGGCGAUGUGGGGUAAAGAAAGAAAGCUUGCCUUCUCGAUUUAUAAACGUGGAGAUCAGCCUCGAGAAACUCCCAGCAAUUGGAAUUACUGGACCCAGAAGUGGUAUGACAUAGAAUGCAGGGAUCGCUGGGGCUGA
Messenger RNA from Aspergillus viridinutans, 1677 nucleotides. RefSeq lists its product as uncharacterized. Lineage: Eukaryota; Fungi; Ascomycota; Eurotiomycetes; Eurotiales; Aspergillaceae. The coding region runs from base 1 to 1677 and encodes 558 amino acids. The record is from RefSeq and is a predicted model, not a curated record. The transcript is spliced from 2 exons.